AUGAUUAAACUCAAGUAACUGAUGAAUUUGGAUUAAAUUGAAUGAAUCGAUAAUACAUGAAUUAAAUAUACAAUCAUGAGUGAAAAAAGGUUUUUUAUUUUUAUUUUUAAGUGUAAAUUGGUGAUAACACAAAACGACGCAGUAUAAGGGUUUCCUCUUUGAUCUAGAAGCUUGUGAGGUGAAUGAAUGAAUAGACAGAAACAUCAUCUUUUCUCUGUUCCUCAGAUUGUGAUUUAUGUUCGUAUGUAAAUAUUUCCAGUUAUCCAAACUUGCAAACUCGGCCAUGAGAUGAGACUACUAGGGAAAAAUUGCCGACUUCUCUGGAUAUAAACUUGGAGGUCAUUCCCAGACGAUCACAAUGGAUUACAAAUUUUAAUGUUGGAUUGAAGUUGAGUUAAAUUGCUAUGUCAAGAACAAUGAGAAGCAAACCUGUCAAUUUAACUGCUACUAAAGAUAUAUUUGUUUCAGCUGUUCGCUUCGCUGUGUCUAUUGAGGUGCCAUGUUUACCAUUCGGCGAUGAGCUAAGAAUUUCUGCUCAAGAGCAAGUUGACUUCAUGCUAGUCGAAGAUGAAGAUAUUACAAUCAUUGUGGCUGAUGAUGAAGUAAAAUCUGUUGUAAGAAUGGGUGUUUACAAUAUCAUCCAUUCAUUUGAAACCGACUUGUCGUCAUUGCUGUUUAAUCCUACCCUCGAGUUUGAGGCUGUGGAUAACACGAUAAUGAGGAGAGUAUCUGAUCUUGAAUGGAUGUGUAAUGUACUACCGAAGAUGGAUUUAAUGAAGAAUUUUGUUUCUAAUUGGGUUGCAGUCUCUAGUAAAAUCUUGUUGAUCAUUGAAGACAAAAAGUUUGAUCAUGUCAUGUGGGGAUUGAAAGUAAAGUUGAUAGAAGUAACAUGCAAGGUUUUGGAAGCAGUUAGUUACGGAAGUGUGAUUGUUCCAGCUCCGAGUCGGGUGCAAUUGUUAAAGACAUGGUUUCCAUAUGUUCGUAAAAUGAAGCCGUUGUUGGAUUCAAAAGCCGUUGAGGAGACUAGUUUUGCUUACAAAAUGGACGAAGAUUUGUGUCAGGCCAUUGAAGGAGCAAUUGUGUCAUUGGUAUUGACAUUGCCGUCAAACGAUCAAGCAGACAUUCUAGCUGACUGGAUUGGAAGUAGGGAAGUUGGAUAUCCUGACUUGAGUGAGGCUUUUGAGGUGUGGUCUUAUAGAAGCAAGUCUGCCAAGAGGAGAUUAGUGGAAGGUUUGCAUGGACACAGUGAUGAAGCUAUUAGCAGUUGAGUUUGUGUCUUAACUCCUAAAACUUUUCCUUUCAUAUUACUUUUUUAAAGAACUUUUGAUGGAGUUUUACUCCUCAUAUGGUCCUAAUCAGCUUGAGAGGUCAGUCCUUGCAGGUCCUGUAGAGGAUAUCUGGUUUAUACCCAAAAAAAAUUCAUGUUGAAAAUACAUUUAGUUUUAUGUUAGUGUUGUAAGAUAAAAAUUAUAAUGUUGGAUGGAGGUAUUGAUUUUGUCAAUGAGAUGUCAGCUCCGUGGUAAGAGUUUGACCUUUUAACCUCAAGGAACGAAGUUCAAAUCCCCAUGAGGACGGUUGUUGUAACAGCAGUUGAGCCAUUCAUAUGGUUCUAUUAACUCGAGAGAUUAGACAUUGUAGUUGCGCAUAGACGAUACUUGAUUUAUACUCAAAAGUUUAAUUUUUUUUAAUACAUUUGGUUUUAGUGUGGUCAGAUAAUUUUUUUAAUGUCGGAUGGAAGUGUUGAUUCCAUGAUGUAUGACACUAGUUGAAUGAGUUGGGGGUAAUCAAAUCCUCAAUUUUAUUUAUUGCUUUCUGAUAAGUAUGAGAUGAAAGUCUAUGAAUA
Molecule: messenger RNA, 1843 nt
Organism: Trifolium pratense (red clover)
Lineage: Eukaryota; Viridiplantae; Streptophyta; Magnoliopsida; Fabales; Fabaceae
Product: BTB/POZ domain-containing protein At3g05675
Exons: 2
Coding region: 405-1268 (287 amino acids)
Source: RefSeq, a predicted model, not a curated record